GAUUUCGUUCAAUAACAAAAUAAUACGGGCGAAGGAAAACGAGUUGUGAUAUAUCGACGAACGAACCUUGAAAAAUUAACAUAAAGGUGAAAAUAAAUGAUGAAAGUGGCGAGGCUGUGCGGGACUCCCGAUCGACAUUGUAAGACAAAAUGCUGGCCGAAUCGGACGAGGAACAUUUUAAUCCAUCCGUAAGGGUAAUUGAAUUCGAGAAAACCGGCCAAAAUUGCGGAUUUCACUUGACGAGAGGCAAAUGGGAUCCGUAUCCAUGGGUGAGUCGAGUCGAUGAUGGAUCCGUAGCUCACAAUGCCGGUUUAAAAGCUGGAGAUUGCCUGUUGGAAGUGAACGGAGACGACAUAGUCGGACGAAGAAUAUCCGAGAUAGCAGAUUUAGUGAAAUCAAAAUCCGGACAGGUUUCACUUUUAAUUUGGAAUGCGGGAGUUGAUGCCCAAUGCACACCCGAGGCAUUAUGUUGCGGACCUAUUACGAGUAAUUUUCAGAAGCUCUCGGCUUGCAUGAGUACGAUCCUUGCCUUCCUAGAAUGUCCGGUUUGUCUGGACACUAUAUCUCCACCUACGUAUCAAUGUGACAACGGUCAUUUGAUAUGUAUCCGAUGCAGAGCUAAGUCUGAAAGAUGUCCUGUUUGUAGACAUAGAUUGGCAAGAGGAAGAUCCCUGCUGUCUGAUCAGGUCUAUCAUGCCAUAGUCGAUGCGUUUAAUUUGCGAGACGAAAACGAUGAAUCGAAGAUAGCGAAAAUCCAGCAAAUUUUUAAACCAAAAAUUAAGAACAAAAGCAUACCAAAUAUAAAAGUAAUCCAGUGCCAUACCAGCAAACUUUUAGCGAAAGUAAUAGGUAAGGCGUCGUCGGUCGAAAACUUGACAUCCAAUUCGAAAUUGCUUACACCGAAUACGAAUUGCUCGACAUUGAAAGCGAAAUCUUUAUCGACGAAUGAAAUUUUUCACGCUGAAGUUUCGAACGUAUCUAGAACUGGCUCGAUAAGCCGCUUGAGUAGAAGAAAUGAAACUACAAUAAACGACUCGUUGACUAAUAUCAGCGAUUUUAAUAACAGACCAACUUCGUUUUAUGGAUCUUUUGAAUAUCUAAACAGAGACGACGAACCAGUAACUUUUCACUGCCCAUUUCAAUCUACUUGCCCGGUUAUCAUAAAAGGUCACAACGUCAUAAAUCACUUCCAGACUGAUCACAGUGGUCCACUCAUUCAAUACUUCGGAUCGCACAUUAAGUUGCAUUUAAACAAACUAGAAAGUGAGAAUUGUUUUGUGAUAAACAAUUCGGGUACCACCUUUUUCGUUAAUACUAUUUCAAAUAUUAGCAACGUCGAUAAAAAUUCAAGUUCGCUUGGCGACGUAUUGAUCUGGUCUUGGCACUCGAAAACCGACCAAAGCUGCGAUCAUUUUGAUAUUGAAAUUGAUCUUGUCGAUAACGCCAGCUCGCAAUCUGUAUUUCGUACUAGAAUUCCUAUCUUGCCUUUAAAUUCUGUAUCUUCUCAGGACGUUAGACAAUUUAAGAAAGGCGUAUUUCUAGGUUCCAAAAUAUUGGAAAUAUUACCUCCACGCGAUUUGAUAUUAAAUGUAGAUAUUGUUUCAUCUGAAGCUAAUAAUUUGGAUCUAUAAAAAAUGUAUGUAAAAAAAUAAAACAUGCUACAAAUGUACAAAAUAAAUUAUAUAAAACUUUUAUUGUGUAAUUAGCUUUGCUGGGCUAUUAUUUAAUUUCUGUAUGUAGUAACAUUCAACGUAUCUCUAGAGUUAAACAGAUAACUCUAUAUAUAAGCAACUGAUUACAGUUCAAGAACACAUUUUACGCACUUGAAAUGUUUUAAACGC
This is a messenger RNA of Cylas formicarius (sweet potato weevil), 1841 nucleotides long. RefSeq lists its product as uncharacterized. Gene Ontology annotation, biological process: multicellular organism development; proteasome-mediated ubiquitin-dependent protein catabolic process. The coding region runs from base 150 to 1631 and encodes 493 amino acids. The transcript is spliced from 5 exons. Gene Ontology annotation, cellular component: cytoplasm. The record is from RefSeq and is a predicted model, not a curated record. Lineage: Eukaryota; Metazoa; Arthropoda; Insecta; Coleoptera; Brentidae. Gene Ontology annotation, molecular function: ubiquitin protein ligase activity; ubiquitin conjugating enzyme binding.